Messenger RNA from Solea solea (common sole), 7013 nucleotides. It is a transcript of the gene mtus2a, whose product is annotated as microtubule associated tumor suppressor candidate 2a. Gene Ontology annotation, cellular component: nucleus; cytoplasm. Gene Ontology annotation, molecular function: microtubule binding. NCBI's taxonomy places the organism in Eukaryota, Metazoa, Chordata, Actinopteri, Pleuronectiformes, Soleidae. The record is from RefSeq and is a predicted model, not a curated record. Bases 405 to 4709 code for a protein of 1434 amino acids. The transcript is spliced from 16 exons.
UCUCUCUCUCUCUCUCUCCCCCUCUCUCCCUCCUGGUCCUGCCUCUGCCUCUCACAGAGACAGAGAGAGGAGGGACUGAGACACGCGCACGCUUGGGUUUUGUUUUGCAACUCCUGCAUUGACCGACAUUCUUCCUGAAGCUGCAGAUCGAACAGAUCGCCGUCUCCCUGCAGAGCCGUCGGCUUCGUCAACAACACGCUAAAUGCAAAAUCCGUGGGGAGCUGAACUGAAAACAUUUCAUGAGAUGACAUUUGGUCGUUGGAAUAUGCAACUGAAAGAACUUCGUCACUCACAGCCUGAAGAGACGGGACACGGAGGGAAGAACCAUCUCUAACUCUGUAGACGUAUGGCCUCAGAACCUCACAAGUGUUUUUAACACAUCUGUUUGUAAGAGCAGCUCAAACAUGAGCAACCUGACGACUUUCAAGGGACUGAGGGUCAGCGUUGACAGAGGAAACAAGACUCAAAACCAGUUCCCUCAGUCUGGGGACGACAACGCCAAUCAAUUAACUUCUAUUGGUGAUCAAGAAGGAAGACGAUACUCCAUCCCUCCUUUAGUCUCCCAGAGCGACUCCCCCGACAAGCUGGUGAUCUGGGGCUCUGAGCAGCAGUGCAUGCAGUCUGAGCUCAGAGAGUUUGAGCUGUUGGACUGUCAGGAGAUAGACGCAUUUUUGGGAAACAGGGACCAGAAGGAAGAUAAUCUGGAUGAAGACAACGAGGAAAGUUUGAGAGACGGAAGAGACGAGGGUCCCAUGUCCAUAUCCUCCAGCUCGACUGCCAGCUCGGCUUCAACUGACAGGAGGAGAAAUGACAAUGACAGAGAAGAGAGGAGAAUACAGAGAGGUAAAGAUGUCCACAAAAGGAUCGGCUGUCACAGCACUGAAGAGCUAGACACGUGUGUGACAGGCUCGGUGGAGAAGACCGAUACCAGGGAGAGGCCCAAGGGAGGGCUGAAGGAAUCCAAGUCUGAGACAAAUGUGUUUGUCUCCAGUUUGUCAGCCACUGCCCUCAGCGGAAGUUUGUCAAGUGCUCUCGAUAUUAGUAGCAAAGCAUAUUCUCCCAUUUCUCUGUCUAGUCCUAAAACUCACCCGUAUCCAAAUGCAAACAACUCUACCUCAGCCCAGACAAGGAGAAUGGCAGUUCCUGUAGAUGCCAACCAGAACUCAGCAUCACUGCAUCCUCAGGAGAAACACCAUCCUUUUCAGUUCUGCAGCCAGGAUCAGAGACAGAAGGACGGAAGCCAUCAUAAAAAUGGACUGUCCUCUGAUGUGGGGCUCGGCCAAAGGAGAAGGACUGGAUUUGACGAGAGGGUUCUGCCACCACGACGGCAACAACUCGUCAGACCUCUUCCACAGAGCAGGAGCUCUGCAGAGCCGACUCCUCAUCAGGAGGAGACAGGACAACCCAGUUCUCCAAACUACACUCUUGAGUCGUACAGCAAUGGGUUCAACAGAAAGCAUGGAAAGUCAGCUUUACGUGAACCGUCAGAUUUCUCUUAUCUGUACAGCACACCUGCAGCCUCCCAGCUCAGACAGCCCAGCCAGACUAAGAGAGAGGUUCCUUCUGUGGAGAAACAGCCAGCGUCAGCACUGGGGCUUAGUUGUAAUCCCUCCAACCCUUCUCCAACAGAGAAGAGACCCCAGAUUCAGUUCACAUACAGGAGGAAUUGCUCCAGUCCCAACAGGACUGGGGUUGAAUCCAGGUCGUGUACUCCUCCUCACUCCCCUCUGAAGACACCCCAGGGUUCACCGCGCAGGCAACCCUCCAUGUUCCUUGUUUCCAGGAACGUCCCCGGAGCGGUUCGACAUAUCCCGUCAGGAUGCAACCCUGCUGUGUCAACGUCAGCUCAGGGCUAUGGCAACAGUUGCUUGAGAGCACCAGUCAAAACUAACAUAAGCACAAGUGGAAUCUCCAAAGCGCCUCUUAACAACCAGCAGAGCUCCUCCUACCCUCAACACGACUCCAGCCCCAAAGAGAGCUCCCCAUCACCCAAACUUAAACCUAAAGGAGUUCGCCCUAAAAUCAUUACCUAUGUCCGAAAGAAUCCUCAGUUCAAACCCCAAGUGGCUGAUGGACCUUAUCAGGUGUCCUCUCUGCCGUCCCGGCUCUCAGCGUACGCCCACGGACAAACCCCGCCUCCCUUCAGAGGAAACCCUAAAGACACAGACGCCAGAGGAGUCCCGGUGCUCUCUGCCUCCAAUCUGCUCUAUGACAAGUAUCGUCAGGACAUGCAGGCCAACGUCUUCCCAUCAGCUGCACUGAGCAGGAGCAUCAGGGCCCCCGCUCACACACACACUGUUCCCCCCACACACACACACGUUCACCCCCACAGCCACACGGCUCCACCCAAACUGGGCGGCAAAGAGGGCGACUUCUACGGGGCGGGGUCAGAGGUGGAAAGAUCUGCUGCUUUCAAAGGGAGUUGUGCAGAAGACUCGCUGCAGCCCCCGGUGGCCGCUCAGGGCGGGGCGAGCGGCAGUCUGCUGCGCUCUGGCAGAGGUCUACGUCUCGGCCUCGGAGCUGUCAACAGGACGGCUGUGGCCACGGCCAAGGGCAGAGGACCUGGUCAAGGUCAGAGGUCAGUGCUGGUCUUCAGCCAGCCGGUCCAACCUGUCCUCCCAGCGACGAGCCAGAAAAACCUCGACCACGCAGAUGACCAGGUAUUUACCCAGCAUGCUCCUGUUCCGUCUGCUGCUGCAGCGACGGCAGCGGCUCAGCCUCAGGCUGUGGCCGUGGCCGCGGCUUCCAGGUCUCUGGUUCCCAAAGGCAGCCAGUCAGGACUGCGUCCCCCGGGCUUCAGCUCCAGCCGUCUUCCCCCAGGCCGCCUGGCAGCUUUUGGCUACGUCCGUAGCUCCAGCGUGUCGUCUGCGUCCUCGGCUCAUUCUGCCGACAGCACACAGAGUGAAUCCUGCAGGACGGCUCACAGUGUGAGUGAGGAGCCUCCUCCUCACAGAGUGACCACCAGCCCUCCAUCCACCGUCCACCAGAGAGGACCAUGUCGCAGCAGCAGUCUCCAGCCGCCGUCCACCCCGGCCCUGCCGCGCCGAUACCUGCCUCCACAGCCCAGAAGCUCUCCUGGAGUUGGCAGGAAGGAGUUUCAGCGGAGUUCAGAGGUCACACGUUCUCUGCCGUCCUCCCCGAAGAGGCUGGCAGUGGUUCCUCCCAAACUUCAGUCCCCAGUCCAGUCCGGGCAGCGUCCCGCAGCUGCAGUGUGGGGGUCGGCUCCUGUGGGGUCCCCUCACUGCAUGGCCCCCGUGAGGCCGCAGCAGGAACAGCAGGAGAGUCUGCAGAGGGAGAAAGAGAAGGCUCAGCAGAAAGAGAGGGAAAGGCGAGCGGAGGAGAGAGAGAAAGCCGAUCAGAGGGAGGAAGUGCAGAGGCUGCAGGGACGCUGUGAGCAGCAGGAGAGGCAGCUGAGAGCUCUCAGAGAAGAACUGAGGAAGACUUCCUUAGGUCUGGAGGCCUUCGUCGUCACCACUCAGCAUUACUGCCUCAAGAAUAAAACGACAGAAGAAAAUGAAAGGAAACUGUCUGCGGAAAUGCAAAAGAUCAGAGAGGAAAUGGCCUGGAACUCCAUGCGAUGGGAGAGUCUGCAGCGGGAAAAGACGGCGUUGGAGGUGGCGUUUGAGCGGGAGCUGCAGGAGCUGCAGCUGCAGCAGGAGGCAGAGCUGCUGUCUGUGGAGGAGGGGCUGAGAAAGUGUCACUCAGCAGAAACAGAACACCUGAGGGCGGAGCAUCUGUCAGAGAUGGAGGAGCUUAGGACUCAACAACAGGAACAUGUGGAGGAGAUGACAGUCAACCGCCAGGCUGCCAUUCAGGAACUCAGAGACAUGCAUAACAUCACCAUGGCAACGCUGCAUGAGGAGCAUGCCCGCACCAUGAGAGACCUGAGAAAAGCUCAUGAACAACAGAAGAUGCUCCUGGAGGAGGAUUUUGAGAAACUCAGACUUUCUCUACAGGAUCAAGUGGACAUGCUCACAUUUCAGAAUCAGAGUCUGAGGGACAAAGCCAAACGUUUUGAAGAGGCUUUGAGGAGGAGUACGGAUGAACAGAUCGUUGAGGCUUUAGCACCAUACCAGCACAUUGACAAAGAUCUGAAGAGCUUAAAGGAGAUUGUAGAAAUGAAGAACCAGCAGAUACACCAGCAGGAUAAGAAGAUCUCUGACCUGGAGAAAGUGCAGGCCCAAAAGAACGUGUUCCUGGAGGAGAAGGUCCAGGUUCUGCAGCAGCAGAAUGAAGACCUGAAGAGUCGGAUUGAGUUGAACCUUGUGCUGUCCAGACAACUCUCAGAAGAGAACGCCAACCUGCAGGAGUCUGUGGAGAAGGAGAGCACUGACAAGAAGCGACUGAGUCGAAACAAUGAGGAGCUGCUGUGGCGUCUCCAGACCAGUCCCCUCAUGUCCCCGGCCUCCUCUCCCUUGCACCGCUCCUUCUCCACCUCCCCUGUCCCCUCGUCCCCUCUCUUCUCCUCCUGCUCUCCUGUGGGAGGCUGUGACUCUCCCACUCACUGUCACGGCUGUCCCCAACAGGUUCAAUACUCCUCGCCGUCCCACAGAGCCACUGCCAAUCAAAGUCCCUCCCCGGGACCGGCCACGCCCACUCACAGGGCGGCAACCAAUCAGAAUUACUCCCUUGGCCCGGCCACGCCCACACACCGAGCCUCAGCCAACCGCUGUAACUUGACCACAAGUGUCAGCUCCCUGCAGCGGUAAACUUCUGACCAAACUAUAAUGGGACAAUUUUGACAGUUUAUAUUUGGACAUUUUUUGACGACAUGUUAUACUUUCAUUAUUUCCCGCCUCUGAAUGUGAAUGAGAGAGAGUUGCGGGGGAAAGGAAGUGUCUUCAGUAGAGAUGAGCUGACACGAUAUCACUCAGAUGACGAUCCUGGGAUCUGUUGGUGCUUUUCCACGAUACAGUUGUAGCACAGCUCGGCUCAGCUCGACUCUACACGCUUUGAUUCGUUUUCCAUUUCUAUAGAACCUCCUCCAUGUGAGUCAUCACACGAAUAUGCCAUGACAUCGUUUUUUAUACCUGUCACAAACACACCUGCACUGAACUGAAAUCCCACUGAACGGGUUGUGAUUGGGCUCCCGAUCGCCGGCUUUCAGCAGUGCUGUCUCUAAAUUCACUGCUCUGUCAAAUAUCGACAUUUUAGGCGUUUCCUUUGCUAAAUGUUGGAAAUUAACUUUAUUAAUUUUUAACUGAUCUACAGUUGGCUUUGAUUCUUGUGUCACACACUCAUGACUCUUCCAGUGAAGACACUCUCUGACCAAUCAUUGACCUGCAGUCUGACAACGUCACAUGUUAGUAUCGGCUCAGCUGAACCUUGUCAGAGCAGGAAGUAAAACAAAACACCAGGUACCAGGUUCUAUCACUGCCGUGCCGUGCCCGUGCCGUGCCCGUGCCGUGCCCGUGCCGUGCCCGUGCCCGUGCCGUGCCCGUGCCGUGCCGUGCCGUGCCGUGCCGCUUCAACUGUACAGUGGGAAAGUGCCAUAUUUGAAGGUAGAAAAAGCAAAACAGAUUAGUCUGAUUUGUAAAUAAUAAUGAUGAUAAUAAUAAUAAUAAAUAUAAUACAGUAUCAGUCAGAUAUUGGUAUUGAUAGAUAGAUACUAACACGUUUUUAAACUACAUGUAUGUAAAGUGAAUUUUCGGAGGAGAAGAAGCACAGCAUGUAUGUGUUCAGUCGGUCUGUGUGAGUCUGUCCCUGGUAUCGAAGCACUGAGGCUUCUAACUACUGAGAUAUAAGAAAACUUCUUUGUGAGAUUGUAAUUUGACAAUGACGACAGCUCGGUCCUUUGUCCUGAAACGACUGUGUAUAUAGUGAUGACUUGUGUUCUCCCUCUCACUGGGAUGUAUUACUGUCAGUUACUGAAUCAGCUUCCGGCUGAAACCUUUGUUUUGUUUGUUUCGUUUUUUUCGGUUUCUGGAUAAAAACAAAAAUCCCUAACAAAGCGCCUUACACUCAAACCUGCUGCCUUACCAGCAGAGAGCGACCAAUCAUUUUAUUUACAUUAAUCUUUGGAUUUGGUUUAUAAAUCACAGCAAAUUUGAAGGUGUGUUUUGUAAUUAGUGCAGUGCUGACCUUUGACAUGUGUGGAACAUCUUCUUCCUGCAUGUUCGGCCAUUUUAUACUUAUACAAUAAUACAGAGGACUUUAAAUUUACUUUAAAUUCUUGCCAGGUCUUCCUACAUGAGCUACUCGUCACAUUCACAAUCCCUCAGGUCAACUUGCAAAAAACUACCCCUGCCAUUUUAAAUUUACCUCAGCGGGAAUGUGCAGUCUACACACACACACAGCAACAACAACAACAACAACAACGACACACACAUCUACAGAGAGCUCAGAGCUAAAGGGGGGGAUCAAGCACAUGGAUCACUGUUUUAAAGCGGAUUUCUUUACAUCGUGGUGUUUCUAUCUAAUUUAUUUGUUCCAUUUGUGUUUGUUUUUUGUGACUUCAGCGAGCAUGUGUCGUAAAAGUCUUCCAGUGUUGACGUAAACCUUGUUAUUGCUGUGAUCAUGUGAUCUACAUGUAUGUGUAAAACCUGACGUGUGGAGGAAACGAACAAUGAAACAACACUUUACUUGUGUUUGACGGGUGAUGUUCAGGUCACAGUGUUUCUGAUGGAAUAUGAGUCAAUAAGCUAUGUAAAUAUUUAUAAAAAACAACCUCUCUGUGAUGUAUUAGAAUAGUGUAGCGUGUACUAACCUCCUCAUAGCCCCUACUUAAUCCCUCCCACUUUGUUUAUUUGAAUUAUUUCCCCUUUUUUUACGACUGUAUUGUUCAGGGGAAAAAGUUUGAUUACAAAUACCUUCAAUUUUCCUUUAUACAGUUCAUAAUAUUCUAUUUCCCAAAUUAUAAUAGAGACACCAACGUUUGACGUAUACAACAGAGAAUCAUUUUAUAUCAUACUUACGUACAUUAUACCUGCCUCCUGUGCUGUAAUGGAACGACUCUCUUACCCUCAGGGUCCUAAGUUUUAUCUGAAACGCUGAAAAAGACAGUAUCAGACAAU